Molecule: messenger RNA, 1388 nt
Organism: Triticum urartu
Lineage: Eukaryota; Viridiplantae; Streptophyta; Magnoliopsida; Poales; Poaceae
Source: RefSeq, a predicted model, not a curated record
CCUAAAUCAGAUCCAAUCGCCCCCUCAUCCCAUCGCACUCCUCCCUCGUCCCCAUCUCCCCGCCGCCGCCGCUGCCACCGCCGGACCCGUCCUCGCCUCCCACCACCACCCCUCUUCCUCGUAUUCUCCGGGCAUCGACGCCGCCCCUGCCUCUCAGGAGGAUAGAGGAAGGCCCCGCCGCCGCCACGCUCCUCCGUCUCCGAGGCCAUGGAAGGGGCGGGAGGGCCCGUGGCCGCGCAUCUACACCGGGACAUGGCGGCGGCGCGCGCGACGUGCGAGCGGCGGAUCGCGCAGUACCAUGCCCGCACCAUGGCCACCUCUGCCUUCUCCGGCGCCGUCCUCUCCAGCCGCUCGCUCGCCGAGCACAGCGUCGCGCACCGAGGUGUACAUCAAGAACCAGAAGACAAGGGCGUACUCCAAGCAUUUCCAAGUCCAGUUCAAGAGAAGGCGAUGGGGAAGACCGACUACAGGGCCAGGCUGAGCCCAACCAGGACAAGAACAAGUACAAUACCCCAAGUACUGUUUUGUUGUGCGAUUUACCAACAAGGAUGUUACUGCCCAAAUUGUUUACGCUACCAUUGCUGAUGAUGUCGUAAUGGCCGCUGCCUACUCCCAUGAGUUGCCUUGCUAUGGUCUUGAAGUUGGCCUCACCAACUAUGCUGCAGCCUACUGCAGUGAUCUGCUUUUGCGCCAUAGAAGGUCGUUCCCCUGCUCCCUCCUCUGCCUUCCCUCAUCAUGGGCAUGUAGAUCCCCUUACAGAUUUCCAAAUUUUAAGGAGGCUAUAGGCAUGGGGAAUUUCAUGGAGGGGCAAUUGGUUUAUAAUUUCAGACACUACUACUUACUACCUUCAAUCAUAUAGACGAGCUUGGUCAUACUAUUAGUUAGUUGUUGUGCUGGUAGAUUUAAUUCGAUUCCACCUAUAUUCAACCACAAAUAUAUGCCUGCUAGUACAACUACUGCAACAAUGGUGUCACUGAACUGAUUUAAUUCAGGUUCCAGGACAGCUGCUAGUUUGAACCAUGUUAUAGGAACGGUCAGUUUCAUUUUAUGGAUGGUUACUUGCAUAGCUAUGCCACUUCCUGCACUAUGACACUUAAUCCUUAUUAGCACACGACUCAUGUAUUUAAGUCUAGUACUUUUCAUCAUUGCACAUUACUUCCCAUGUACUACUUGUAUAAUUGAUAACUCACGGCGUUCCCUGAUUGCAUGUUGCUUUCUCUGGUAGCAACAAUGCAGGAGUAAUGGCAACCCCUUUCUCCCUCUCAAAGGAUGGCAUCGAGAUGCAGUUUGCAACUAACCAUAUAGCGUGCAAGAAUUUCCCUCACUCGCGGCAUUUAUGUUUCGAAUUGCCCUUUAGCACCACUGCUCACCCGAAGCAUUGUGGAAUG